CCCACCCCCAUCCCGGGUGGACAGAAGGGUGAUGGAAUCGGUUUUCCUUGGCGAGCCACCUCAGUGUGUAUUGGGGCGACUUAAAGACAUCCCUGGAUGUCUUUCCGGGAAGAGCUUUCAUCACUUAAUUAUGCAACGAGGCGACGUCCUUGUGCGGGAUGCAGUGAUGAAUGGAAUCAGUAAUACUUGUGUACCAUCCAUCAUCUACCUCUGCCAUCCUGGGCUGGGAAUUUGCAUUUGUAAUUGGGGGCUGGAAAGAGGAGAACCUUUUUCCCUCUUGGGUCCCCGGGGCGUGCGGGGAAGGAGGACGGAGAGGGAGGAACCUGUGCAGCUUUUCCGAGUGAGCGCACGGUUGAGCGCGGCUCCUGUGGCGCCGGAGGGAAGGACCGACUGGAACCGCAAGAGCGCUGCCAGCAGGUCCAGCGUGCUCCACCUCAGACUUUCUCCACCAAGAGGCCUGUCAGAAGUUGGAGGUCUAGACGUCAAUUUCUGCACUUUCUGUCUGAACAGAUGAAACAGGUUUUCCAAGGGCUGGUGGUGCCUUUUCUCUCUCCAAGUCUGCUCCAGGCAGGAAAGGGCUGGGCAGUGAAUACAAAGUAGCUAGCGCAGCCAGGUUCUGGUUAGCUGAGCAGCGGGAUUUGUCUAAAAAUUGGUCCUAACCAGACAGAGGCUCUGGGCCACAAGGAGUUGGGUCACUGCGUUGGUCUCCUCGAAUUGCCAGAGUGGGGGAACGUCUUGAGAUAUUCUUAAAAUAAGGCAGCUCAGCUUUGUUCUGGCUUGCUGAUCACCAGCCAGGACUUCAUCUUUUUUAGGGACAAGAGGAGCCACAGACCUCAAGCAGAGCAAGUACAGCAUGAGAAUGUGACACCUCCAACCCCAGGCCUCAGAUGGUCCGUGAUGGAAAAUGUGAACCCACAAGAUGUUUUGAUCAACUCAUUGUAAACAAGGAGCUGAAAUCUGCAUACAGUCUUGGUACGAGAAUGUCCAGGGUCCUGGUCAGGAGGGCAGGAAGGAUCAUUGAAUGGCUCCUGCCUGACAACAUGCACCACCAGUGGCUUCUGCUGGCUGCAUGCUUCUGGGUGAUUUUCAUGUUCAUGGUGGCCAGCAAGUUCAUCACGUUGACGUUUAAAGACCCGGACGGGUAUAGUGCCAAACAGGAGUUUGUGUCCCUGACGACCCUGCCGGAACCAGGAAAGCCAAGAGGAGAGAAGCAUUUUCCUGAGGGUACGAAGCCAACUGGGAAGAUGCUUUCGGAAGGCCGCCCUGACCAGCCCCCGGUUUACCUGGAGCGGCUGGAGCUGGUCAGAAACGCCUGCCGGGAAGAGGCCCUGAGGAACCUCUCGCACACUGAGGUCUCUAAGUUCGUCCUCGAUCGAAUAUUUGUCUGUGACAAGCACAAGAUCCUUUUCUGUCAGACCCCCAAAGUGGGCAACACCCAGUGGAAGAAAGUGCUGAUCGUCCUGAACGGAGCGUUUUCUUCCAUUGAAGAGAUCCCCGAAAACGUGGUCCACGACCACGAGAAAAAUGGCCUGCCGCGCCUCUCCUCCUUCAGCAAAACGGGAAUUCAGAAGCGAUUGAAAACAUACUUCAAGUUCUUUAUUGUGAGAGAUCCCUUCGAAAGACUGAUUUCGGCCUUUAAGGAUAAGUUCGUGCACAAUCCACGCUUUGAGCCUUGGUACAGGCAUGAGAUCGCCCCUGGCAUUAUCAGGAAGUACCGGAAGGACCGAACAGAGACCCGGGGGAUCCAGUUUGAAGAUUUUGUGCGCUACCUGGGUGACCCAAACCACAGAUGGUUAGACCUUCAGUUUGGGGACCAUAUCAUCCACUGGGUGACCUAUGUAGAACUCUGUGCACCCUGUGAGAUAAAGUACAGUGUGAUCGGACACCAUGAAACCCUGGAGGAGGAUGCCCCGUACAUCCUGAAGGAAGCUGGCAUAGACCACCUGGUGUCGUACCCCACCAUCCCCCCAGGCAUCACCUUGUACAACAGAACUAAAGUAGAACACUACUUCCUGGGCAUCAGCAAACGAGACAUCCGGCGCCUGUAUGCGCGUUUUGAAGGGGACUUUAAGCUCUUUGGGUAUCAGAAACCAGAUUUUUUGCUAAAUUAAUGCGUAGGGCCCUUGAAUUCUUGCUAGAUCAGGGUCUGAUGAGGUGGAGGUCUGAGCACAGCUAUGAGACUUUCUCCAUCAUCCCCAUAGUUCUGUGAACAGAUGGUGUUGGGCUCUGAUUAUCUGAGCUUGGCUGUCAGAUGCUCUGAGGCCCGCCAACCCCACCCACCUUGAACCUGUAUCAUUAGGUCACUAGCCAUCACUCCCAGGAGAGGUUAAGAAAGACUGUUUGCAGACCGGUGGGCAGACCCCGAGGAUACAGUGCUAGGAGCUGUUCCCUGUUUGUCACAUUGCCAUUAGCACUAGCAGCUAAGCAGUGGCUGGGUGGUGUCACCUGUGACCUGUGGAUUGUACAGACCCAGCACUUUCAAGAGAGACGGAGAUGCUGUAUGGUUGCAAAAGUUACUGGGGCCCAUGCAGACUCAAAUCUAAGUCAGAAGGAUGCCUCUUUCUUCCAUCUCGGCACAACUGUGGCCACAGACACAGAUCAUUUAUGUUCCUCGAGCGUGAGGCCCUGUGACAUUUGGUGGUGAUAGUCACAGAACCAUUUGAGCAGUCUGUCCUUUCAAGUUCCAGGCUAGCCCAUUUUUUUUUUCCAGGUCCUCUGACCCUAUAAGCAUCUGUUUCAUUCUGCAGAAGAGAUACCCUUCUGGCAAAUGAGGGGGGUAUGUAGGGACAUCUUUGGGGACUUGGAACUUGGCACAGGGAAGAAAGAACUGGACGGUCCUGGGAACUCAGGCUGCUGUUGGAAUUGAGUGCCUUUGUCUUGGCUCCUGCUUUUAUCUUGGACUGCCCUUGGAGUGAGCAGCAGGGGCUUUUCCACCUGUCUCCUCCAUGAACCUGGCUGUCCUGAAAGGAUACAAGCCCCCGCUGACAACAGGCAGGCACGUCAUGCCCGCAUUGCAGAAUCUAGUACUGUUUACACACUGCCAUGUCCACACAUGUCGACAGACAGGAUCCUCCAGCCCUGGUUCUAAUAGUGCCACCAUUCUGGACUGAAAGACCACGAGUCGGCUAACCAGAUUCAUCAGCAAUAAAAUCUCGGGUGAAGCCAGUUCUGGCAACAUGUCAUCCAGGCACUGAGGCCAGGCCCCGGCAAGAAGAAAGCCACAGCAGCCAUGUUGGCUGCCAACCAGCAGCAACGUGCUGCUCAAGAUGACAGAAUGGUCUCCCUGAGGGAGUCCCUGGCACACACACACACACAUCUGCCCAGGGUCCAGUGAAACUGUGCUAGCUUUUCCUAAAGGCCACAGUCCUCCUUUAGUCUCAAAAAGCCUUCCUGAACAUGUAAAUGUGAAAGUAAAAUAAAAUUUAAAAUAUGUGCCAAAUCUGACCAGUGGCGAGGGGGCUCCAGGGCCACAGUAGUUCCUGCGGGCUGCGGGCUGAGACCAGGGAUGGGGCUGUAGAUUGGAAUGAAGCUCGGCCUUUCCUGGCCAACUGACAUGCCAAGAACAUGACGUUGGGUUAUUUUUAAUGAAGUUUUGGCAAAGCUUUCAUAAAACCGCUUCAGACCUGAACUGCUGGUCCAUGACCUCUUUCCUGCUCUUGACAGGCAACAGUGUUAAUAGCGUGUGUGUGUGGAGUUAAGGCCUUCAAGUUAGUCUUGAUUAAAGCGGCAUUUUCUCUCCUGUG
Molecule: messenger RNA, 3743 nt
Organism: Peromyscus leucopus (white-footed mouse)
Lineage: Eukaryota; Metazoa; Chordata; Mammalia; Rodentia; Cricetidae
Gene: Chst10
Product: carbohydrate sulfotransferase 10
Exons: 8
Coding region: 888-2111 (407 amino acids)
Biological process (GO): carbohydrate biosynthetic process; proteoglycan biosynthetic process
Cellular component (GO): membrane
Molecular function (GO): sulfotransferase activity
Source: RefSeq, a predicted model, not a curated record